UCAACUAACGUUCCAUGUUCGAAGAUAAUGAGAUAAUCACAAAAAAUGAAAUCGUCUUCUUAAGGGCAAAUAAUAUUUUCUGUUUUCUUACAUGUGGUAGGCGAAUGUCCUUGACUAAUGGGCCUAACGUACCAAAAGUCUAUGGAGAAUGAGAAUUUUAUCUCUGGCUUAUUUAUAUCUGCGUGAGAGAUCUUUGUAUUCCAAAUUGUUUUCUUUUUGUAUUUUAUUUUUAGUUUAUAUAGUACCGUUAAAUGAUAUGGUAAUGAUAGUUUUGGUUAGUUGUUUAAUUUAGAAACUUGCUUUGAAAUGGCAGUUUCGGCAUGUGAAGUGGAAGAUUUUCUGAAAGGCCCCCUUGUGAAAUGGCUGUCUACUUGUGUGAAAAAUCCGAGUUCCCUACAAGUAUAUGAAGCAUUUUUUGAUGGCUCCGUGAUAAGUGAAGUCUUGCUUCAAAUUGAUCCAGAGCCUGUAUUGCCUGUGCCAACUUUAGGCCUCGUGCAGCACUCAACUGUUGAUACUGAAAGGAUAAAAAUUUUCCACAGUAUCAUUAGGAGUAUUAAAACCAUUUAUGAAGAAGAACUUGGCCAGAUUGUAGUCAAACUUCCUGACUGCAUUGUAUUGGGAAAAUCACCUACCUCCAAAGAUGCUUUAAGUCACCUUAAGUUAGUAUUGCUUCUAUUGCUAGGUUGUGCUGUCCAGGGUCCAACAAAGGAAAUUUUUAUUACCCGCAUUAAAGACUUAGAUGUAGACUCUCAAAAGGAUAUUGUAGAGUGCAUCAAACAGGUAACUGAUGAGCAGAGUGUGGUCUUAACAUUGGACUGGAGUGAACACCCCCGCCAAAAAUUGUUUGCGCUCAUCAGAACAUUGAUAGAUGAACGGGAUAAGUUGUUACAAGAAAGGGUGAUUGACCUGGGACAGGAAAAAAAUUCUUCUGCUGGAAUUGGUCAACUGAAACCUAAUAAUGAUGGUGUUGAAUCAAAUCACUGGGCUGUUGAGUUGGCUGAUUGGAAAGCAAAAUUACGAAAACAUAAGCAGGAAUUGGAAGAAAAAAAUGAAAUGCUAUCAGAAUGCAAAGAGGAACUUGAAUAUACCAACAGUAUAGUGGCAAAAUUAAAGACAGAAAACAAAGAAUUGUUAUCGGAAAUGAGGAAAUCUAAAGCUUAUCAAGAUGAGGUAGAUUCAAUACGUGAUAGAGCUGAGCGGACUGAUAGAUUGGAAAUGGAAGUGCAAAGAUAUCGUGAAAAAUUAGCUGAUGCAGAGUAUUACAAAACCAGAGUGGAGGAACUGAGAGAAGAUAAUCGGGUGCUUUUGGAGACCCGGGAAAUGCUAGAAGCACAAUUAGCUAGAGCACGGCAAAGGGCUGACCUAGUUUUGGAAUUGGAGGCUGAAUUGCUGAGUUGUAAACAGAAAUACAAUGAAAUUAUGUUGGAAAGAGAUGCGGCAAAUGAAAAAAUCCUAGAAUUGGUGGAAGAGAAUGAACAACUGCAGCAAGUGACAAAAUCUGCUUUACAAAAAAACAGCUUAGACAGUACUAUACCAGAUUUUGAUCUUGAUGAGUCUACUGUAGGUGAUAACAGUCUAUCAGAGCAGUUGACAAAUAAUGCUGAAGCCAGAGCAUUAAGACUGGAACUAGAAAAUAGAAAACUCCUCAGUAAAAUAGAAUCGCUAAAAGAGGAUAACUUCCGAGAUAAUGUGAACAAGAUUCUAGAACUUGACAAAGAGAGAAAAAAACUUUUUUUAAAAUGUGAGCAGCUGCAAGAAAAUUGUGACAAGUUGAAAUUGCAAAAUUCUGAGUUGGAAACUUUGUUUAAGAGUGCUAUUCAAGAAAAUAAAAAGCUUCAAAAUAAUUUUGAUAACUUGAAAACUACAUCUGACAGGCAGGCGCAGGAAUUACAAAAUGAAAAGUUUAAGAUAUCAGAUCUAGAGAAAACUAUUGAGAAUUUAUCAAAGGAGAAACAGAGAGUACAGAUAUUGUGUGAUAGUGUGAAAAAAAGAGCAGAUGAUACAGAUAAAUCAUUAAAUCAAGCAUCUGAGCAGCUUCAGAAUUUAAAGAAUGAAAUUGGAAAUGGUAAGAAAGCAGAGAAAAUGGCAAAUGAACUUAAAUUGUAUGUGGAAACAUUAGAAAAAGAAAACGCUGCGUUCCAGAAAGAAAUUGUAAAGCUGAAACAAGCAGUUGAGCUCAAGGAUGUUGCUUUGGAUACAAAAACACAGGAAAAAGAAACAUAUGAAAGAGAACUGGUGAAACUUAAUCAAGAAAUCUUGAAUGUUACACUUCAAUUAGAAAAACUGCAAGCAUGUGAACAAAAAGCCAAUGAGCUAGUUUCUCAGGCUUCCAUACAAUCUGAAACCAUAUCUACCCUUCAAAAAAACCUAAUCAAUGAAAAAGUGUGCAAUGAAAAGCUAAAAUCCAAUAUUGAAAAAUUGGGUCUCAGCCUAGAUGUUUUUGAUAAUGACCUCAAUGUUUUUGUUGAGAAAAUACUUAACAAUUCAGAAAUUUUUAAGCAAAUAGAAAGUUUAGUACAAGAGAAAGUGGUUAAACAAUCUCCUUGUAAGACCUGUCAUCUAGAUGGUGAUGCUCUUAAGCACGCUGAAGAGGUGGCCAAAUCUGUUAGUGCAGAAUGGAGUCUACAAUGUGAUAAGUUGUACAGUGAUAUAGGGUCAUUGCAAAACCUAAAUGAUACCUUACAAAACGAAAAUGCCACUCUGCAGGUGGAUAUUUCCACUCUUAAGUCGCAAAUUCAUUCAUUGCAAGCCCAGCAAUGUGCCUUGCAGCUGGCCAAUAGUCAGUUGGUAGCCGAAAAGGAAGAGUUAUCAAAGAAACAGCAAUUGCAAAAUACAGAACAUAACACCUUGCUGCUCGACCAGGUGACUCUCAGAACUUUGCAUGAACAAUUAACUAGCGAAUAUGAAGAACUAAAAAUUGAACAGGAAACAUUAAAAAAACUAAAUAGGGAUUUAAAGUUGGAAAUACGAGAUUUAAAAGAAGGAAAUGAUAAUUUGCGGAUCAAAGUUACCAAUUGGGAAAUAGAAAAAGAAAGUUUAAAGAAGGACACUAGGAAUUUGACAAACUUAAGAACUGAACAUUCCAAAUUAAAAGACGAUUUCAGAAAUCUGUUCACAGCGAGCGAGAGGCUAAAGUUGGAGUACAGAAAUGUGCAAGAAGAACUGAAAACUCUAAGAACUGAGUCAAGGAAUUUGAGAUUAGGACGCACCGAGAUGCAGGGAGAGCUGAAUUCAACUUCCGAUAAAAUGGCUUCUCUGCAAAUGGAGAAUGCUAGAUUGCAACAGAAAUGUGAUAUGUUGUUUGAAAUGAACCAUUCGCUUGAUUCAGACCGGCGUGCCUUGAUGGAUCACAUUUCUCAGUUGCUGUCACAGUAUCACUCUCUUUUGACUCAUUCUUUGGAGGACAAACAACAUUACCAUUUGGAAGAAAAAUUAUUUACUGAUAAAAUGAACAAUUUGUGUCGACAAAAAGAGAAGCUAGAAGAGAAAAUCAUGGAGCAUUAUCGGAAAUUGGACAAUGCGUCUUCCAAAAAAAAGGGCUUUGGGGCCAUAUUUGUAAAGCGGGUAAGGAAGGCGGGGUCAGAUAUUAUAAAUAAGGUACCAAAUAGGAAUCGCCGCUCGUGGCAUGUAGAAAGCAGCUCUCUGUCGCAGUCCCAGCUGCUGAGGAGUAACGAAUCUGGAGAAUCAGCUGGAAAUGAAUCGGACAACAGUAUGGAAGAUCCCUUGACUGCAGAAUCAUUUAAGAGAAAUACUAGCGAAACUGGUAGUCUACAUGGUCCAAAGGAUGAAAUUGAUGUUAGAAAGUCUUACAAGGACUUGGCAAAUCAUAGAAGCAAUAUUGCCGUGGAUGAUGCUAGCAUAAACAGUAAGGAACCAGGAAGUGCGUUAAGCUUGGGUUCAGUAGGUUCCCGUCGCACUGUUUAUUUAGCUGAGGACGAUGUGGCUCCCGUAGCGGUGCCGAAACCUGCUGCUAAUAUCCCACCGACUCCUUCUAAUGGUCCUUUACUGGUUUAUAACCGAAUAUCAACUGUGAUAGGAGAGCCUCAUAUUGCUGCUCAGUCAUCACCAAUUCCUCAAAGAGGAAAAACUCCAGAACAAGCAGAGACAAGUUUACCCGAUGUUGCUAAAGAUGAGAAACGAAAAGAUAAUCCUAAAGAGACGGCGGUGUGGUAUGAGUAUGGAUGUGUAUAACUCAAUUAAGCUUUAUUUAACCCUUGCCUAUAAUUUUUACAGUUAGAUGUAAAUAAAUCACCAAAGACAAUAAUAUAUAAUAAUUUAAUAACAAUAGUAUUAACCUUUAAUUUUAUAAUUUUGUAUUUAAUUUUUAAAUACACUACAUUUUUAUUAACCUCAUUGUUAUUUGUCAUUUUCCUGAAUAUCAAUAUUUUAAAUAAGAAAAAAUGUUGAAAAAAAAAUCAAAAUCAAUUUAAGAAACUCAUUGCUAGUAGGAAUAAGCAUGCAUAAAAAGCAAUUACAUCGUUCUCACUAACCUGCAAAAUCAAAAAACGUAGAAGUUGAUCUGGAAAAAUCAGUAAAGGGCCUUAAAUGUUAAGACAUAUUUUUUAAAGCAAUAUAAAAUACUGACUGGUAAAAACUAAAUAGCUAUAUUUUUUCGUGUCCUAUUUUUUAUUUUUAUGUGAAGAAAUGUUUUUUUAAAGCAACAUAAAAUACUGACUGGUAAAAACUAAAUAGUUAUAUUUUUCAUUUUUUAUUUAUUUCUUUAACAUCAAGAACAAAUAUUUAGUCAAAUAUUGGCUCUUAAUUGUAGCCUUAGUGACCGUUUACGCGUCUUUUCGGGCCCAAGAAUUUUUUCGACCAGAUGUAGCGUUUUCGAGAAAAAAAUGUUUUUUAAAUACUUCGGAUCUUUCGAUCCCGUCUAGCUUCAAUAGGUUCCAUUUGUGGAUCGAACACUAAAUUUCUGCCGAAUUUCAACUCGCUGGCUCAAAAUUUCUGACACUUAUUGUGUUUCAUGGUGACAAUAGCUGACAAAAUGACCGCCGAUAUCUGAUCGGCCUAAUAUUUCGCGGGGCACUGCGCAUGGCCUAGUACUAGUACGUAGGAAAAUUUAAAGUUGGUAGUUCCAAUCGUUGGGAACGUAUAAGCCUUCAAAAGACCCCGCAGAUCCGCUACGGAAAAACAGAGAACAGAAAAAAAAAAUUGUUUUUAUACCAAGGGCGACCCCGUACGACGAACCCUCACCGACAUCUCGCGUUUCGUCUCAUUUUGGAAGGGUUACUAAAAGAUUACCUUUUUUUCAUGUUAUUUUAAAAAUACUGUUCAUGCAAUAGAAAUUAUUGGCAUUUUGUGGCAGAAAAUUGUAAUUCUUAAAGGUCACAAAACACAGAGAAGUGAGAAAACCCCGAAUUAUAUCAGAAAAGCUUUGCGAAUAAUACAAAAAAAUGUGAUUAUCUAAAAACAAUAGCAUUUAAUAACAAAACGAUGCUCGUUCUUAUUAUAGGAUUAUUCGAAAUGGAGUUUUAGUUUUCUACAUUUGAAUUUUUUUUCAAUUGUGUGAAAUUAAAUUUGGAAGUCCAAUAAUUUCGCAAAAUGCAUAUUGACGUAUUUAUUAAACUACGCUCCCUAAUUGGCUAAUUUUUUGAAGAAAUUAUCUUUGUUGGUGUCCAAUACGAUAAAUCAGCCGCAUUUGCACGAUAAAAUAAUAUAGUUGUCGCUUUUCUAAUUGCCUCAUUUAACUAUGUGGGCAAAACGGCCACCAUUACUAUCAUUAUUUGAUAAUGAAGCACCAUAUAAAGACCAUCGUUCGAAAGGAAAAUAAUCACUCCGGCAACAUGAGUAAAAUAAUUCAAAUCCUGUUAGUCGAAGCUUUAGCCUGCAUCAUUUUCUUUGUCGGUCUGAACUCGGCGGCCACGAAAUGCUACAACUGCUUCUCCAAAACCGAUCGACCAGAGGAUUGCUCUAAACAUCAAAAUUGCUCCAAAUCGGCAAAAUUAUGCGCAGUUGCUAGCGGCGAGAUAAGAAAUCGAACCACCAAUGAGACAGAAAUGUAUUAUUUUAAGGGUUGUAUACCCUCGUGUGUGGCCAUCAAGCUCGGUUUUCAGGUUCGGAAGCUAAAAUGUGAUACGUGCACAGAUGAUUUAUGCAACAAAGGUGAUUUUAAAGAUCCUCAAUCUUCAUGAAAAUAAAAUAUAUUUUGAAUAAAAACAGGUUGUAAAUUUAAUAAA
This is a messenger RNA of Cylas formicarius (sweet potato weevil), 6182 nucleotides long. Its product is annotated as girdin. Lineage: Eukaryota; Metazoa; Arthropoda; Insecta; Coleoptera; Brentidae. Bases 307 to 4191 code for a protein of 1294 amino acids. Gene Ontology annotation, molecular function: dynein light intermediate chain binding; microtubule binding. The transcript has 14 exons. Gene Ontology annotation, biological process: cytoplasmic microtubule organization; cytoskeleton-dependent intracellular transport. The record is from RefSeq and is a predicted model, not a curated record. Gene Ontology annotation, cellular component: centrosome; cytoplasm.